Messenger RNA from Coffea arabica (coffee), 780 nucleotides. NCBI's taxonomy places the organism in Eukaryota, Viridiplantae, Streptophyta, Magnoliopsida, Gentianales, Rubiaceae. The record is from RefSeq and is a predicted model, not a curated record.
AUGGCACCAGAAAUUUCCACCAAAACUCUCCAAGAAAUUCCACAAGAUGAUGUCUUUCUCCAACCUAAAGUUGAUCUCCAAGAGAUUUUGAAGUUGGGUGCAAAUUUGGAAGUGAAAUGGAACAAGAUAAAUUAUUUUGUAGUUGACGACAGUGAAGAACUCUCACUUUUCAUCAAAGGUGGAAUGUUGAACUACACAUCAAGCAAUGUGCCAUAUGUUAGAUUCAUGGGGCUCUCGGGAAAUAAACUAAGUGGGGAAAUACCUGUCGAGUUAAUGUCUCUUGUUGGAUUGCAGGGUUUGGAUUUAUCUAGAAACCAUCUAAGUGGAAGAAUCCCAGAAAACAUUGGGAACUUGAACCAACUUGAGUCUCUAGAUUUAUCCAAAAUGACCUUUCUGGUCCAAUUCCUCAAAGCUAACCGGUCGAAUUCCAUCCGGACGUCAUCUGCAGACAUUAGACGACCCAGCCAUUUACAUGGGAAGCAGUGGACUGACCCAGCCAUUUACAUGGGAAGCAGUGGACUUUGUGGUGAACCGCUAGACAAAAGCUGCCCUGAUGAAUCUGAUGGUAAAUCAAAUGCCGGAGAAUCGAGUGAUCAUGAGGAUGGCAAGGAGUCUUAUUUUUAUUGGUUUUAUGCUGGUUUGGGACCUGGUUUUGGUGUUGGACUCUUGGGAUUCUUCAGUGUCCAAUGUUUUAAAAAGUCAUGGCGCUAUGCAUACUUCGGAUUUCUGGAGAACUUGUUCAAUAAAGUAUGGGUAGAUAUUGCAUUGCUUAUUGAGUGA